Messenger RNA from Sorghum bicolor (sorghum), 1629 nucleotides. Its product is annotated as chromatin assembly factor 1 subunit A. Lineage: Eukaryota; Viridiplantae; Streptophyta; Magnoliopsida; Poales; Poaceae. The record is from RefSeq and is a predicted model, not a curated record. Bases 157 to 1407 code for a protein of 416 amino acids. Gene Ontology annotation, molecular function: protein binding. The transcript has 12 exons.
GUCUCCCCGUUUUCUCCCCCAACUCGUCAUUAACUCCUUAAAAACCUCGCGAGAAGAGUCGAGAGCGCGAGCACCUACCUGUGUCGCCGAUUUGGCCCCAAAUCCGCUGAGGGGCUCGAGCCGAUCAAGGCGUCAUCUGCGGCUGCGGCGGCGGCAAUGGCGGGGCUGUCGCUGCGGUGCGGCGACUGCGGCGCGCAGCUGCGGAGUGUGGAGGAGGCGCAGGCGCACGCCGAGGCCACCAACCACGCCAACUUCGUCGAGUCCACCGAGGCCGUCCUCAACCUUGUCUGCUCCGACUGCGGCAAGCCGUGCCGCUCCCAGACCGAGGUGGACCUGCAUACCAAGCGCACGGGCCAUACGGAGUUCGCGGACAAGACCGCGGAGGCGGCCAAACCCAUCGAUCUCGAGGCGCCGCUUAAGCCGGCCUCCGAGGAUGCCAUGGACGUCGACGCCUCGGCCUCGGCGAGCGCGGAGCCACAAGAGAUGGUUGUCCCGGAGGUGAACAAGGAGAUGCUCACGGACCUUGAGGGCAUGGGUUUCUCAACAGCCCGCGCCACUAGGGCGCUUCACUUCUCUGGUAAUAGCACCAUUGAAGGUGCUAUUAACUGGCUUUCUGAGCACCAGGAGGACGCAGAUAUUGAUGAGAUGCCUCUGGUACCGGCUAAUUCAAAAACAGAGGCUAACAAACCUAGCCUGACUCCUGAGGAAAUGAAGAUUAAAGCACAGGAGCUAAGGGAGCGUGCACGUAAGAAGAAAGAGGAAGAAGAAAGAAGAAUGGAAAGAGAAAGGGAGAAGGAAAGAAUACGAAUCGGAAAAGAACUUCUUGAAGCCAAAAGAAUUGAGGAACAAAAUGAAAGGAAACGCAUGAUAGAACUGCGAAGACUUGAGAAAGAGGAGGAGAAAAGAGCUAGAGAAAAAAUCCGCCAGAAAUUAGAAGAAGAUAAGGCUGAAAGGAGAAGGAAACUAGGAUUGCCACCAGAAGACCCAGCAGCUGCCAAACCAAGUGCACCACCUCCUGUUGAAGAGAAGAAGAGUGCAUUACCUGUCAGGCCAGCCACAAAGGCAGAGAGGAUGAGGGAUUGCCUAAGAAAUCUUAAGCAACAGAACAAGGAUGAUGAUGCUAAAGUGAAGAGGGCGUUUCAAACACUCCUUACUUACAUUGGAAACGUUGCUAAAAAUCCUGAUGAGGAGAAAUUUAGAAAGAUCAGGUUGACGAAUGCAACAUUUCAGGAGAGGGUUGGAAAUCUGCAUGGGGGCAUAGAGUUCCUGGAGCUCUGCGGAUUUGAGAAACUCGAAGGCAACGAGUUUUUGUUUUUGGCAAGGGAAAAAGUCGACAAGGCGAUCCUGAACACAGCUGGAGCCGAGCUGAAUUCUGCCAUCACCAAUCCUUUCUUCGGAGUCCUUUGAGGAGUCGUAAAAAAAAACUAGUACAAUGUAUACUCAAACCGCUUGGUUUCUCCUUUGCUUGACGUCAAUUGUGUCUACUUGGCGCCAACUGUAGAUUUCAAGUCUGUGGUCAGUCAGAUUUUACGAAUUAUCAGAUCGAGUUCACAUACUACUUCCGUACAUUACUGAGGCAACUUGCUCUGCAUAUGUUUUCAUAUCCCGGCGACUGGGAUUUUUCAGAUA